AUCAUUACUGCAACUCUCUCACUUACAGAUUUCUUCUCUUUUCAACUACAUAGACUGACAGCAACUAGAGAGACUCUUGAGAUACUAGUAAUAUGGCUGCCAUGUUAGUUCAGGAUCACAAUAAUUCUCUGGUAAGAUGGAUUAUGGUCAGUGUUGUGGGCUUUUUAUUGAUUGUACUCCAUCUACCGCUCGGAGCUUAUGGUUCUAGCCGCAGUACUAGUACCAGGAGUGUUCUUGCUCAUCAACCUCAGGUUGCCAUAGUCCCACCGGAGCAAGUUGGUUUAUGUGCAUCUUCAGUUGCCAUACACGGCUAUAACUGCCAGGAAUUUGAGGUAAAAACAGAAGAUGGGUAUGUUUUAAGCAUGCAAAGAAUUCCAGAAGGCCGUGUGGGAGGACGCGGAGGGAGAAAUAAGCAACCUGUCUUGCUACAACAUGGUGUCCUUGUUGAUGGAAUGACAUGGUUACUGAAUUCACCUGAAGAGUCACUUGCUUUUAUUUUGGCUGAUAAUGGGUUUGACGUUUGGAUUGCUAAUACCAGAGGAACUAGAUUCAGCCGUCGUCAUGCCACGCUCGAUUCUGCCUUCUCGCCUUACUGGAACUGGUCAUGGGAUGAGCUAGUAUCGUAUGAUCUACCAGCGGCCUUCGACUUUGUUUUCCGUCGAACUGGACAAAAGAUUAACUAUGUCGGUCAUUCCAUGGGAACAUUGGUCGCAUUGGCUUCAUUUUCACAAGAAGGGGGUAAGUUGGUUAGCAAGUUGAAAUCAGCUGCGUUGCUGAGCCCUGUUGCUUAUUUGAGUCAUAUGACCACUUCCAUAGGCGUCCUUGCUGCCAAAGCUUUCGUUGGAGAGUUAACUACAUGGUUUGGUAUGGCGGAAUUCAAUCCAAAAGGGGAGGCAGUAGGAAGUUUCCUUAAGUCGCUAUGUUCGAGUCCAGGCAUCGACUGCUACGACUUACUGACGUCAUUUACAGGUAAAAACUGCUGCCUCAACGCCUCCACGGUCGAACUCUUCUUAAAGAACGAACCUCAGUCAACCGCAACUAGAAACAUGGUCCAUUUAUCUCAGACGGUUAGAGAUGGAGUCCUGUCGAAAUUCGACUUUGGAAACAUCAACUUAAACAUGCAGCACUAUGGACAAGCAAAACCUCCAGUGUACAACCUAAGUAAUGUGCCAAGCAACCUUCCACUGUUCAUAAGUUAUGGAGGUCAAGACGCGCUCUCGGAUGUUAAAGAUGUUGAAAUCUUACUAGACAGUCUUAAGUAUCACGACGGAGACAAACUCACGGUUCAAUUUGUGAAAGACUUUGCACACGCUGAUUUUGUCAUGGGAGUUUCCGCCAAAGAAAUUGUCUAUGAUGCUCUUGUAGCUUUCUUCAAACGUCAAAUAUGAAGGAGUCAUCAAUAAUGUAUUCCAAUUCAAGGAAUCGGUGUUAAUCUAUAUUAUGUACCACUAGACAUUAAUUCACAAUAAUA
Messenger RNA from Papaver somniferum (opium poppy), 1471 nucleotides. RefSeq names its product triacylglycerol lipase 2-like. The coding region runs from base 93 to 1388 and encodes 431 amino acids. The transcript is spliced from 9 exons. The record is from RefSeq and is a predicted model, not a curated record. Gene Ontology annotation, biological process: lipid metabolic process. Gene Ontology annotation, molecular function: hydrolase activity, acting on ester bonds. NCBI's taxonomy places the organism in Eukaryota, Viridiplantae, Streptophyta, Magnoliopsida, Ranunculales, Papaveraceae.